AUGGCAAAGCAUAUCCCGGUGAAAGUACUAUGUACGACGCGGUACGCCCGGAUCCAACUUCUUGAAGAUGGGUCCGUGGCCAAGUCUGUCAAGAUUGAAAGCCAAUGCGCGCCGCACGACGUGGAGACGGAGUUACGCAUUCUGCAAGCGUGCCAGCACUCCAAUAUCAUCCCGGUGUUAUCCGCGACGGUGGAGGGGGGGAUCGUAAAGAUCUGUAUGCCGUAUGUUAAAACGGACCUAUAUGCUUUCAUGAGGCAGCACUAUGGGGGGAAGCAUUUGGCGUACCUGAUGCCAUGCCUAGACAGCGAGGCUCGCGGGCGGCGGGCGCAGAAGAACCGGCUGAGCAUGGCCCGCACGAUGCACGUAUGCAGCCAGCUUGCAGACGCGCUGGCGUAUCUGCACGGGCUUGGCGUGAUACACCGCGACAUUAAGCCGCAGAACGUGCUCGUUGAUAGCAACGACCAUGUGUAUGUGAUUGACUUCGGCGUGUGCUACGACACCGCCCAGCGCGGACCUCGCCGCUACGGCGAGACAGACGACAGCAAGAUCCCAGACGUGUCGACUUCGAUCUACAAGGCGCCGGAGCUGAUGUUUAGCGUGCGGAACUACGGGCUGCCGGUGGACGUGUGGUCGCUGGCCGUCACGUUUUCGCAGCUGUUCCAGCGAUACGAGACACCGCAGGGCGGCAUUGCCGCGUUCGUGGACGACGGGGCAGAAGAGCUCGAGACGGGCACGGACAUCCGCGCUGUGAUGUCUAUCUUCCAGCAGCUGGGCAUCCCGUCCCAGGAGCAGUGGCCGCAGGUGGUCCGCUACGGCAGCAGCGGCUUUGUCGGCAUGUUCGGCACCGAAGGCGACGGUAACUACAUCUUCGACAAGCCAUGGCCGGAGCAGCUGGCCAAGGUCGAGCAGCUGUUUCCGCGCCUUGCAGAGGUGUCGCAGCACGAAGAGCUGGCACGCAUGCUGCUGGGCAUGCUGCAUUUCGACACGCAGAAGCGCAUCCCUGCAAGUCACGUGGCAGCGACUCUGCGCACCUUUGCGCAGCUGCAGUAA
Molecule: messenger RNA, 1050 nt
Organism: Eremothecium gossypii ATCC 10895
Lineage: Eukaryota; Fungi; Ascomycota; Saccharomycetes; Saccharomycetales; Saccharomycetaceae
Gene: CAK1
Product: cyclin-dependent protein kinase-activating kinase CAK1
Exons: 1
Coding region: 1-1050 (349 amino acids)
Biological process (GO): protein phosphorylation; intracellular signal transduction
Cellular component (GO): nucleus; cytoplasm
Molecular function (GO): MAP kinase activity; ATP binding
Source: RefSeq, marked provisional